This is a messenger RNA of Cyphellophora attinorum, 603 nucleotides long. RefSeq lists its product as uncharacterized. Gene Ontology annotation, biological process: tricarboxylic acid cycle; mitochondrial electron transport, succinate to ubiquinone. The transcript has a single exon. The record is from RefSeq and is a predicted model, not a curated record. The coding region runs from base 1 to 603 and encodes 200 amino acids. Lineage: Eukaryota; Fungi; Ascomycota; Eurotiomycetes; Chaetothyriales; Cyphellophoraceae. Gene Ontology annotation, molecular function: electron transfer activity; succinate dehydrogenase activity. Gene Ontology annotation, cellular component: membrane.
AUGGCCUCUUUCCCAACUUCUGUCAGACUAGCGAGCAGGAAGAGCUCCUCAACGUUAACGCCGGUGCGGUUCCUUGGCCACAGAUCAAUCAGUCUACAAGAUAGGCCAAGACCAUUUGCUCUCACCCGCAUUUCGCCAGCAGUCGUCGUGAACCGAGUCCGCUUCUCCAGCAGCAGCGCAAUCACUGCGACAGCACAAACACAGCAACGAACGUCUCCACCACUAACGCCAGCCCAACACACGCAAAUCCUCGCAACACAACGCCUCUCCCGACCAGUCGCACCGCACCUUUCUAUCUAUAAGCCGCAGAUCCACUCCAUUGCCUCGGCUCUGCAGCGCAACACCGGCCUCCUCCUGUCCGGCGGGCUGUACAUCUUCGGCAUCUGCUACGCUCUGAACUCCAUAGUACCUCUCGGUGAUGUCACAGCAGGAACGAUCGCCCUAGCAGCAAGUCUCGGCGGACUAGGCUGGGGAAUGGUCGGAUGGAUAGGGAAGGGGUUGGUGGCGUGGACGGGAAGCUUUCAUAGCAUCAAUGGAUGUCUGGGGUUGUUGAGGGGGACUGCAAGUCCGGAGUGGCAGUCGGGUCGAGGGAGAGGUUUGUGA